CAGCCGCGCAGGACGCGACGGGGCGGGGUUUGCGUGCUAGCGUCACGGCGGCGCGGCGCGGGGCCGCCGGGAGGGAGGAUGGUGGCCGGCGCGUUCCCCAUCGCGAAGCUCCUGUACCUGGGCGUACGGCAGCUGAGUCGGCCCCUGGCCGCGCGCAUCAAGGCGGGGGCUCGCGCCAGCCCCUUUUUCCGGGCCUACGUCUGCGGGCCGCCGGCGCAGCUGUACCACUGGGUGGAGAUGCGAACCAAGAUGCGGAUCAUGGGCUUCCCCGGCGCCACCAUCAAGCCCCUGAACGAGGAGGCGGCGGCGGAGCUGGGCGCGGAGCUGCUGGGCGAAGCCAUCGUCUUCGGCGUGGGCGGCCUGUGCAUCUUCCUGGAGUACACGCGCCAGGCCUCCAACACCAGGCGGAAGGAGGAGGAGCAGAGCAGCACCCUGCUGGGCCUGCAGGAGCAGGUGGCCGAGCUGGGCCUGGCCGUGGAGACCCUGGACGCGCAGCUGCGUGAGGUGAACCGCCAGCUGCUGGACAUCUCCACCAGUGCCAAGAAAUAGGGGCCCCCCCGGGGCGGGUUGCCAAGGAGGAGCCUGGCGCGCCUGGGCCCUGCCCCCCGGUGCUGGCGUGCGGAGCUGGCUGGGGCCGGGAGGAGCCUGCGCUGGGCCAAGCGACUGAGACGCGCCCCCGUGUGGGCUCGGGGGUCCAGGCUCGCGACCCCCCUCGGCUCCCGCGGAGUCUGAGUUUUCUACAGUGUAAAUAUUCAUCCAUUAAAACCCACCUGCUGCUGA
Mauremys reevesii (Reeves's turtle) is the source of this 780-nucleotide messenger RNA. It is a transcript of the gene OPA3, whose product is annotated as outer mitochondrial membrane lipid metabolism regulator OPA3. The record is from RefSeq and is a predicted model, not a curated record. Gene Ontology annotation, cellular component: mitochondrion. The transcript is spliced from 2 exons. Bases 79 to 549 code for a protein of 156 amino acids. Gene Ontology annotation, biological process: regulation of lipid metabolic process. NCBI's taxonomy places the organism in Eukaryota, Metazoa, Chordata, Testudines, Geoemydidae.